GUUCACGAGAAACCGAUAACAAAGCCUUUGCGGUGAGAGAGUGAGAGAGUGAGAGAGAGAGAGAGAGAGAGAGAGAUAGAGAGACCAGUUUCAGACUUUCAGUUGCUCGGGGCAUCAAUGGGUCUCAGAAUCCCCUGCAAUUUGUCUUUGUGCAGCUCAACCUGCCGGAAACCAGCUAUUUUCCGUGAGUUUUCUUCGAUUGGAAACAAAAGUUGCGACCAUAGUCUGACAAAUAGACGCAGGUCUACGAGAGCUGAACUGGAAACGGUGGCUGGGAUCUUUGACUCUGAACGCAGCCGAAGCCGUAUUUCGUCGGCGUCUAUUCCAACGCAUAAAGUCACAGUUCACGACAGACAGCGAGGGCUUGUUCAUGAAUUCCUCGUUCCUGAGGAUCAGUAUAUAUUACACACUGCUGAAGCUCAGAACAUAGCUCUGCCAUUUGCUUGCAGGCACGGUUGUUGUACUAGCUGUGCUGUUCGUGUAAAAUCUGGGCAAAUAAGGCAACCUGAGGCCCUUGGGAUAUCUGCUGAAUUAAAGUCCAAGGGUUAUGCACUGCUUUGCGUGGGCUUCCCGUCUUCUGACAUUGAAGUUGAGACCCAGGAUGAGGAUGAGGUAUAUUGGCUUCAAUUUGGAAGAUAUUUUGCCCGGGGACCAAUUGAAAGGGAUGACUAUGCACUGGAAUUGGCCAUGGGUGAUGAGUGAUAAGAACUAGAAAAUCAAAGAUCCCUCGAGAGUAAGAAGAGCAGAACUUCCUUUUACAUGCUUGUUUCCCCACAUUUCUCACCCAGCAUUUUCACUUUAUUAUUUUUUUGGGGAUUCUUUUGGGGUGAAUUUUCACUUUUAUUAUUAUUAUUAUUAUACAGUAUUAGCACCAAGUGCUGAUAUCUUCAACUGUGGUGGGUAAGCCUGUAAAGUUAAUUCCAUACUUCAACAUGAUGGGGGGAUUCCACUGCAACCUUUUUUUGCUGGUGAAUAGAUUAAAAUGACCUGAGAAAUUGCAUUUCUA
This is a messenger RNA of Macadamia integrifolia, 1006 nucleotides long. Its product is annotated as ferredoxin C 2, chloroplastic. Lineage: Eukaryota; Viridiplantae; Streptophyta; Magnoliopsida; Proteales; Proteaceae. Bases 118 to 702 code for a protein of 194 amino acids. Gene Ontology annotation, molecular function: iron-sulfur cluster binding. The transcript is spliced from 6 exons. The record is from RefSeq and is a predicted model, not a curated record.